GCAUCAUGGGAAACGUGUCUCCUGUUGCUUUCCUAUGUUCUUUUUCCUUUUUUUGCUUCCUUCGUUUUAUUGCGAGAACAACGCUUUAGAGACUCAAGAAUAAAUUCCCAUUUUAAGCUGCAAUCUUUCACUAAGUUUUCAAAGGUGAUCUUUAGUAGCCAUGGCCCGUACCAAGCAGACUGCCCGUAAGUCCACUGGAGGCAAAGCCCCACGUAAACAGCUGGCCACAAAGGCUGCUCGCAAGAGCGCCCCUUCCACUGGUGGUGUCAAGAAGCCCCAUCGCUACAGGCCCGGUACUGUGGCUCUGCGUGAGAUCCGUCGUUAUCAGAAGUCCACUGAGCUGCUGAUCCGCAAGCUGCCCUUCCAGCGCCUGGUGAGAGAAAUCGCCCAGGACUUCAAGACUGAUCUGCGUUUCCAGAGUGCAGCCAUCGGUGCUCUGCAGGAGGCCAGCGAGGCAUACCUGGUGGGGCUGUUUGAGGACACCAACCUGUGCGCCAUCCACGCCAAGCGUGUCACCAUCAUGCCCAAAGACAUCCAGCUGGCACGUCGUAUCCGCGGGGAGCGCGCUUAAAAUGUUCUCUGAUUUGUUCACCACUCUUUCUAUCCCUUUCCUGCCUCUAUACUUAGUAGUUUGGUUUGAGGUUCUAUAUAUAUCAUAUGAUUGUGAUAACCGUAAAAUGUGUGAUCAUGUCUUCUUUGGUGCUACUAGUAGCAGAGUUUUCUUCGAGAUAUCUUCAUGUAUGUUUGAAACUUUGUAUCACUUUGAAUUACACUCCUCACUUCUAACUAGCUAGCUCAAAGGAAUGCCUUAUCUCUAUGAAAAAAAGGUGUUUUUGCAAGCCAAGAAUAGUGUGAUAUGAAUUGAGCAUAGGAAAUAGCAUUAAGGUUGAGACAUUUUCAUCUACAGACGGACCUAUGCAUUGAUAUAAUGGGUCUUCAAAUUUCUUUUCCUUUAAAAAAAAUAGAAAUUUGUUGUAAAAGUAGUGAUUUUUCUUUUUUUUUUACAAUAAUGGUGUAUUUCUACUGUUACUGUUUAAUGUAUCAAAAUAGAAAAGUCUGAUUCUGGUUGUCAAUUAGAAACGUCAUUGUGCUAUGAUGACACUGCAUUUUUGGCAGAUUACAAGCGGCAUAUAUGUAGCAGACCUAUGUUGAUCAUAUUUUGAUUUUCAGCCACGUUCUUAUGUCCAGGUAAUGUUUUGACUUUUUGUUCCUCUCUCAGGUUGAUAAGGUAACCUAAUUUUUUUUUCUACUGUGUCUUUGAUUUAUGUUUUCAGUCAUUUUUGAACGCAAAAUAUUUGUACUCACAUACAAACAUAAUAAACAGAUUCUUGUGGUUAAA
This is a messenger RNA of Siniperca chuatsi (mandarin fish), 1339 nucleotides long. RefSeq names its product H3 histone, family 3B.1 (gene h3f3b.1). Gene Ontology annotation, molecular function: structural constituent of chromatin; protein heterodimerization activity; DNA binding. The transcript has 4 exons. Lineage: Eukaryota; Metazoa; Chordata; Actinopteri; Centrarchiformes; Sinipercidae. Bases 161 to 571 code for a protein of 136 amino acids. Gene Ontology annotation, cellular component: nucleosome. The record is from RefSeq and is a predicted model, not a curated record.